AUGCCGCCGCGCCUCGUAACGCAAUCCAUCGCGGAUAGGCUGGAGAUAGACGGCUUUACCGGCGGAAGAUCGAACACUCAGCAUCCGUUCAAGCGUCGCAAAACAGAAGGGACAAAUUCGCGCAUUGACCGCAUGAUGGAGACCGUCAACGUUCUGUACACCUCCCCGACGAGUUCCUCCAGCUCUCGUUAUCGCAGACCGCGAACGUUCUCCUCGUCUUCUGCUAGUGCCGUCAGUUAUGACAUGCCGAAGACGCCUGUGGACGCAUAUAGUGGGUAUGACGAAGGGAGACUGGGCAAGGAGUUCUCUGUGCUAAAAAUGCCGAAGUCCGACAAUCCAGCGGCGGAGGAAAGCGCGCUCAUUGCAAGAAAUGACCCUUACAAUGAACGGCGGAGGCGUGCGCCUACACAACCCGUUCCCACAUGGCUCAGCAAAACCCUUUCGACUUUGGACCCUCGUCAUCCCCUACGUGUCCUUGUGCGGCAAGCUUCGUUCGAAGAGCGGCAAAAUGCAGGCGAACAUCACGACAUUCAACGUACCCACGCGCGACCAGAGAUGAACGCAAAACAGCCAGAACAUUCUGACGGAUCCGUCUUUGCCUUCUGUCCGCCAUCUAAUGAUACUCUUGAUGUGUCUGCUCCGCUGAGACAGACUCUGGACCCCUCCAGGGCAUUGUUCGCUGGGGAUCCAAGUCUUUUUGAAUCUGGCCAUGACGGCACGUACCAACAGCAAGAUGCUCUGCUACGCUCCAAUCGAAGUUCACAAGAAUAUGCACUCGAAUCCGUAGAAUUUAACAGUGCCACUUCGACACUACUUCCCCCAUUCUCAACACCUGGUCCCGCUGCUUAUAUUUCUAUUGUCACGCCCGCCAAGCAUGUCCGUCCACUUGACCUUGCUCAACUUGCGCCCGAUCUUCCUGACGAACUCACGGUCUCUGCCCUGAAUGACAACGACAACGCUGAAGAUGUUUUUGUACCUUUCUCUAAACCUGGCCCUCAGGCGUCAAGUCGAGAGCUCUCUGACUCAGUGACUCCCAUGCAUGUGGCUGCUCAAUCCAACCUACUAUUAGGAAGAUCUCGCGGGUUAGAACCUGUUUUGGCUUCCUUGUCUCCUCUGAAGUGGCAGUGUAACGGAUCCCAGCUUCAUCCCGGGCAAAAUAGCGAGGCUCAGUAUGGCCAUCGAACUUCAUCGUCAUCCGUUGUGCUUGACGGAAUCCUUGCAUCAUCGCCUUCACAUCCACCAGCUGUGCACUCUAUAAACAUGCUCGCAAUGCCAUCGCUGCUUGCAAACGAUUAUGACGCUGCUCUCACUGAGCUUUCAGGGAAGCAUUCUGAAAGCAUCGAUGCCAUACCAUUCUCUAUGCCAGGUCCCACGCAUUCAGUGCCCCUCCGACAAGCUGCGAUCAAGAUUUACUUCGACUCGCCCGCGGAGGAUCCUUCUAUGUCGGAUCCUACAGAGGAGGAUGACUACGUUCUGCCCCUAGACUAUGAUGCCGAGGCGCUAGACUUUAAAUGGGAGAAAUUCGACCGUGGAAGGACAGACAGCGAGCCACAGUCCAUUUCUGGCGUCUCCAACACCAACGCCGAUCUAGUACUACUCCGAACGCCUGACCUGUCAACCCCUCGUACGCCUGUCAUUCCUGACGAGAAUGAGACUUCAUCUUCUAGUCUGGGGUUCUCACCAUGCGAUGCGAACGCAGAACCAUAUCAAGACAAUGGCACCUGGAUACUACCGCCUCAUUCUCAAGUGCCAGGGACCACGAAGAGACGAUUUGGAAUAAAUGACGUUUCGAGAGAACAUCCAGAUGCUAUGGUACCACCUCCGACUCCGCCACGGCCAGUAUUCGCACCAGCACCCGGAAUCUUCUUGUCUCCUUUGCGUGGGGAAAAGGGCGUACCUGAGAGGUUCGUGCAGCUUGAUGAUGGCCAGCUGUCCAACAGAGGUUCAUCAGGUCACCAUGUCGACAGACAACUACCCUAUAAACAAUCCGAGCAGUCAGCUGUUGCGGCUGAGGACGAUUCAGGUCAGAGCACUAGUGAAGUGCAGACCAAAGGCAGUGUCGCCGAGCAUGCAGCAGACCGAGAAGAGAAUAAAGCCAACGGCGUCUCCCAGGUCGCUGCGCAGAGGCCAGUUCAACACACUCAUGAUGAGGUGGAGGAACAUCCUCAGGACGAGCAAGCACAGGCUGAAAUGUUUGAGGAGUAUCUUGCCGACGAAGAUGUCGAUGAUGCCAACGACGGCGUGCGAGAGGAGGCCUCGAACGAUGUACACGAUGAGUUACAACCGAAGGGGUCGCAAGAAUCGCAAGAAUCGCACGACACUAUUGAAUCUUGGACGGAUACUUAACAAUAGGCACAUAGAAGAUGCACUAGUACUACACGCGCUUCGUCU
Laetiporus sulphureus 93-53 is the source of this 2391-nucleotide messenger RNA. RefSeq lists its product as uncharacterized. The transcript is spliced from 3 exons. The record is from RefSeq and is a predicted model, not a curated record. Lineage: Eukaryota; Fungi; Basidiomycota; Agaricomycetes; Polyporales; Laetiporaceae. The coding region runs from base 1 to 2346 and encodes 781 amino acids.